Messenger RNA from Vitis riparia (riverbank grape), 357 nucleotides. Its product is annotated as disease resistance protein RPV1-like. The transcript is spliced from 2 exons. The record is from RefSeq and is a predicted model, not a curated record. Gene Ontology annotation, biological process: signal transduction. Bases 1 to 357 code for a protein of 118 amino acids. Lineage: Eukaryota; Viridiplantae; Streptophyta; Magnoliopsida; Vitales; Vitaceae.
AUGUCGGACGAGCUAGCUUCCACACUUGCUUCCUUUCAGGAGUUCAUGGCCGGAGUCAGUAGACGCUUGGAUCAGAUAGAGAGUUCUCGCCAGGAUCCUCAUCCGGCUGGCAUGGUCACUGACGAGACGAUUCCUCAUGCACAAGAGGGGAAAGAGUGCAUGAAAAGUAGGGGACAGAGGGUUCUCCCAAUUUUCUACAACGUGGAUCCAUCAGAUGUUCGGAAACAGAGGGGUAAAAUUGGAGAAGCAUUUGCCAAACAUGAAGAGAACUUGGAGAAUAUGGAGAGGGUGAAGGUUUGGAGGGAGGCUGUCACUCAAGUUUCAAAUUUAUCCGGCUGGGAUUCUCGGAAUAAGUAA